AUGGAAGCUUUGCUGCAUGAUACAGUAGGUAUGAUUGGUCAAUUAGGUGGUCAAGAAUUAAAUUUUCAGAUGUUCAGAGACACUUCUGAUGCUCAAGAUGAUGGUGAUGAUAGUUGUCAAGAUUCAGAUGAAGACACAGAAGAAUUAACAGAAGGAAUUUCUGUAGAACAACUUGGAGAUGGAUGUGCUGAAGAAAAUAGUAAUUUUUUGAAGUUGUUGAGAGAUGCUGAAGAAGAGUUGUUUCCUGGAUGCAAGACAUUUUCAAAGUUGUCAUUCAUAAUACAUUUGUAUCAUAUAAAGUGCUUAGGUGGAUGGACUGAAAAAUCAUUUACAAAGGUGCUUGAGUUGUUAGGUCGGGUAUUUGGUGAGCAUUCAUCUUGGCCAAAAUCUUCUUAUGAGGCAAAAAAAAUUAUUAAGGCCUUAGGUCUUAAUUAUGAGAAAAUUCAUGUUUGUAAGCAAGAUUGCAUGUUGUUUUGGAGAGAGUAUGCAAGUGCAGAAUCAUGUCAUAUUUGUGGUACUUCUCGUUGGGUGGAUAGCACUAAGAAAAGACCCGUGAAGGUGUUACGGUAUUUUCCCUUGGUACCAAGACUACAAAGAUUUUUCAUUUUGGAGCAAACUGCAAAUGAUAUGAGAUGGCAUGAUGAAGGUCGCAAUAAAGAUGGAAUUCUACGACAUCCUGCAGAUGGUGAAGCAUGGAAAUCUUUUGAUGCUCGAUAUCCGGAUUUUUCUUCAGACUCUCGUAAUGUUAGGCUAGCCCUUGCUAGUGAUGGUUUUAAUCCUUUCAGGAUGAUGAGUAGCAACUAUAGUGUGUGGCCAGUUGUCCUUGUUCCAUAUAACUUACCGCCUUGGAUUGGAAUGAAGCAACAUUCAUUUAUUUUAUCUAUGAUAAUUCCAGGAGAUAAGGGGCCGACAAAUGACAUUGAUGUCUUUCUACAACCUCUAAUAGAAGAGCUAAAGAAAUUGUGGGAAGGUGUGGAAACCUAUGAUGCUUCCAAACAUCAAAAGUUUCACAUGCGGGCUGCAUUAAUGUGGACUAUAAAUGACUUUCCAGCUUAUGCAUAUUUAUCUGGUUGGAGUACCAAAGGGAAGUUUGCAUGUCCAUGUUGUGCUGAAAACACUUCUUCUUUGUGGUUAUAUAAGGGUAAAAAAUAUUGUUACAUGUGUUCUCGUAGGUGGUUACCUGAAGGUCACCGGUUUCGUUAUCAAAAACAAUUAUUUGAUGGCACCGAGGAAGUAAGGCUACCACCAAAGCGAGCAAGUGGAAGUGAUGUGUUGAAUCAACUAGAUGGGCUUCAAUUCACUUUUGGAAAAUUUAUGAAGAAAAAAGGCAGGAAGGAAAAUAGAAAGAAGAAGCGCAAAAGAACAAAACAUUCAAGAAUUAGUGUACAAGAAUCUAAUGAAGAGAGUUCAAGUAGAAAUGACAAGGGCCUUAUUGAUCAUAUGAAGUGGUGGAAGAAAAGAAGUAUAUUUUUUAUGUUACCUUAUUGGGAACAUAACUUAUUGCGCCACAAUCUUGAUUUGAUGCACAUAGAAAAAAAUGUGUGUGAUAAUUUGAUUGGAACUUUUUUGGGACUUGAUAAGUCGAAGGACAAUUUGAAGGCACGCCUUGACUUAGUUGAUAUUGGUAUAAGAUUUGAACUUCACCCUCAAAUUCUUGAAAAUGGGAAGAAAAUACUACCUCCGGCUUGUUUUACAUUAUCUACAGAACAAAAAGAGAUUCUUUGUCAAGUUGUUAAAGACAUCAAAGUGCCUGAUGGUUAUGCUUCAAACAUUUCAAGAUGUACAUCCUUCCAUUAG
Molecule: messenger RNA, 1797 nt
Organism: Dioscorea cayenensis subsp. rotundata (Guinea yam)
Lineage: Eukaryota; Viridiplantae; Streptophyta; Magnoliopsida; Dioscoreales; Dioscoreaceae
Exons: 2
Coding region: 1-1797 (598 amino acids)
Source: RefSeq, a predicted model, not a curated record